CUUCUCUCUCUAGAACCCUCUACGAAGUCUCUCACUCUCUCUCUCUCUAUCUCUCUCUUCUUCUGGUGAUCUUCCAUCGAUCGAAUACAUGGCGAAUCAGGAGAGAUGCACCGGCACUGUCCUCUGGUUCAACGAUGUCAAAGGAUUCGGCUUCAUCAAGCCCAACGACGGCGGCGAGGAUCUCUUCGUCCACCAGUCCUCCAUCAAAUCCGACGGAUUCCGUAGCCUCGCCGAGGGCGAGGAGGUCGAGUUCUCGAUCGUCACAGAGUCCGAGGGCAAGUCUUCGGCGGUCGACGUCACCGGCCCCGACGGGGCCCCCGUCAAGGGGAGCGCCAGGGACAGCUACGGCGGCGGCGGCGGCGGCGGAGGCGGCAGGGGCGGCCGUGGGUUCGGCGGCGGUUGGAAGGGUGGCGACAGGUACAACGGGGGCGGCGCCGGUGGCGGUGGAUGCUAUGCUUGCGGCGAGGUGGGACACUUGGCAAGGGAUUGCGAGCGCGGAAACCGUGGUGGCGGCGGCGGCGGCGGCGGUUCUGGGGCGUGUUUUAACUGCGGCGGGAUAGGCCACAUGGCAAGGGAUUGUCGCCGGAGUACCAAUGGUGGGGGUGGAGGAGGAGGAGGCACUUCCUGCUUCAAUUGUGGUGGUUUUGGGCACAUGGCGAGGGAUUGUACUAGUAGGGGUGGGGGUGGCGGCAUGGGCAGCGGCGGCAUGGGCGGCGGCGGCAUGGGCGGCGGCAUGGGCGGCGGCGGCGCUUGCUAUAACUGCGGUGGACUUGGUCAUAUGGCGAGGGAUUGCAAUGCUGGUGGUGGUAGCAGAUUUGGCGGCAGUGGCGGUGGCAACAGUGGUAGCAAGUGCUUCAAUUGUGGUGAGCUGGGGCAUUUUGCCAGGGAAUGUACCAUGACCACUUGAAGAAGGGAAAAAGGAGAGAAGAGCAAUAGUACAUAUUCUCUUUUUUUCUUGCUUAUGCUUUUGUUCGCCUUUUUAUGUUUUAUUGGUUUGGAAUGUUAUACAUAGGAUGUUUUGGAGAUUUUCGUUUGUUUCUAUCCCUUUUGGUUUCCUGUGUUGGUCAAUGAUCAUUUUGUUUAACUUCUCAUUGAGCUAUCUUCAACCCAGUGGAACUGAUGGCUGUUCUUAU
Molecule: messenger RNA, 1133 nt
Organism: Rhodamnia argentea
Lineage: Eukaryota; Viridiplantae; Streptophyta; Magnoliopsida; Myrtales; Myrtaceae
Product: cold shock protein 2
Exons: 1
Coding region: 89-907 (272 amino acids)
Molecular function (GO): zinc ion binding; nucleic acid binding
Source: RefSeq, a predicted model, not a curated record